Messenger RNA from Ostertagia ostertagi, 396 nucleotides. NCBI's taxonomy places the organism in Eukaryota, Metazoa, Nematoda, Chromadorea, Rhabditida, Trichostrongylidae. The record is from the annotation of a GenBank genome assembly.
AUGCGCACCACUGCGUUAUGUAUUGUUUGUGGAUUAGGGCCUCAGUGUUUGUCCAAUAUUUACAAGCAUUUGAGAAGAACACAUGGCUGGAGCGAGGAACAGAUCGACCAGGAAAAAUUGCGCUUAAAUGGUGCAAGAGCACGCUUCUCUUGCAACCACUGUGAAAGAGUCUUCACGUCCAAGAGAAGUCUCAAGAAACAUAAGGAGUGUCCUAGAUUGUUGCGUAUCUUGAAGGUUGUGUGCCCGCAAUGUGAUCAACGAUUUCUUCGUCACCAGGAUCUGGCGAAACAUUGUGAAAGUUCGCAUUGUGAUGAGAAUACAGAUUCGUCUUACUUUUCAAUAUUCAACGGGACUUUCGACUCCGUAGAAGAGUUCAGAGGCAGAAGCGUCUCUUGA